Carassius auratus (goldfish) is the source of this 810-nucleotide messenger RNA. Its product is annotated as gamma-crystallin M2-like. Gene Ontology annotation, molecular function: structural constituent of eye lens. Lineage: Eukaryota; Metazoa; Chordata; Actinopteri; Cypriniformes; Cyprinidae. The transcript is spliced from 3 exons. The record is from RefSeq and is a predicted model, not a curated record. The coding region runs from base 79 to 603 and encodes 174 amino acids. Gene Ontology annotation, biological process: lens development in camera-type eye; visual perception.
UUAUUUUCUUGGAUAUAUAUUUAUAGUUCCAGCUGCAUUUGACACCUACAUAGGAAAAAGUUCAAAGCCUACACAAACAUGGGAAAGAUUAUCUUUUACGAGGAUAGGAACUUCGGCGGCCGUUAUCAUGAGUGCACGAGUGACUGUGCUGACCUGCAUUCCUACUUCAAUCGCUGUCACUCCAUCAGAGUGGAAAGCGGUUGCUUCAUGGUCUAUGACCGAACCAAUUUCAUGGGACGCCAGUACUUUCUGAGAAGGGGCGAGUACCCUGAUUACAUGCGUACCAUGGGGAUGAAUGAUUGCGUCAGAUCCUGUCGUAUGAUCCCAGAGCAUCGUGGGCCCUUCAGAAUGAAGCUCUAUGAGCGCCAGGACAUGGGUGGAAGGAUGAUGGAGCUUGAGGACGAUUGCCCCAACCUCAUGGACCGCUUCAACAUGUCCGACUUCCAUUCCUGCCAUGUGAUGAAUGGUCACUGGCUUGUUUAUGAGCAGCCCAACUACACAGGCAGGCAUUUCUACCUGAGGCCCGGCGAGUACAGGAAAUACAGUGAUUGGGGCGGCAUGAGUUCCAGGAUGGGCUCCAUCAGACGAAUCAUGGAUCUCUAAAGAAAGGAGUCCUUGUGAAAUGUCUGCUUUAUGCCAUUUUUCACACACUAAAUAAAAUGGUGUCUGUGCUUAAGUGUCUUGAGUUUUGUUCUUGCACCCUCUACCUGGAGGAGUCACUGCCUGAUGACGACUCUUGUUAUAGGCUGCCAGACUGCCUGACACUGUUCGGAGAACUGAAUAAAACUAUAGAGACGCUUUCCUCUAUGA